This is a messenger RNA of Dendroctonus ponderosae (mountain pine beetle), 2023 nucleotides long. RefSeq names its product sialin (gene NaPi-T). NCBI's taxonomy places the organism in Eukaryota, Metazoa, Arthropoda, Insecta, Coleoptera, Curculionidae. Gene Ontology annotation, biological process: monoatomic anion transport; transmembrane transport. Bases 326 to 1969 code for a protein of 547 amino acids. Gene Ontology annotation, cellular component: plasma membrane. The transcript is spliced from 13 exons. The record is from RefSeq and is a predicted model, not a curated record. Gene Ontology annotation, molecular function: transmembrane transporter activity.
GCUUGAUAUUCAAACCACAUUGCUACAACGCUGAAAAAGUGUAAAAAUUGGCUUGAAAAUCGAAAUUGUAUAGUUUUUUGCCAUGCUAUUUAUAUAUGGCCUCUAAAAACCAAUAUUAUAAUUGGAUGCUAAGUUAUAAUCAACAUACUGUCGACACAGAUAGAAUUGUGAGCAUUAACGCUUAAAGAAAGUAAACGAGAAUUUAAUAAGCCCUUAACAGCUUAAAUAGUUUGGGCUAUCCAUGACUCUAGAUGAAUGGGUUUAUUAUCUAAGUGAAGUAAUCGGUUCAAGAAGUGGGUUUGGAUAGUCUCAACAGAGACUCAAAAUGGGCCUGGAAGACCAAGAAAUUGUGGAAGAAGUGAAAGAAUGCUGCAAAGCCCGAGAUGUCUUAUGGUACCUGGUAUUCGUAGGAUUUGCAGUAAACUAUAUGAUCAGAAUAAACUUAAAUAUAGCGAUUGUUGCAAUGAUACAAGCCAAACCGAAAGAUAAUAUUUCCCUGACUAGCGAAUGUUUGGCAAUUGAACAGACCUUUAAUGCUACGCAAAGAUGGGACUCAAGUUUCCCAAUGAAUAAUUUGAGACUUACUACUGAACGGAUUUCAUCUUUUGCGCGUGAAAACUGGAGCACCGAAUUUGCAGCAACGGAGCCAUUUAGUUCUAUUACUUUUACGGCUUUAAAACAUCCAUUGUCUGAAAACCCAAAUGAAGCAAAGUUUGCAUGGAAUGAAAAGAUUCAAGGUUAUGUGCUUGGGAGUUUCUUUUGGCUGCAUUGGACAACCCAAAUACCAGGUGGCUUACUUGCCAGCAAAUAUGGUACCAAAAUGAUAUUUGGUUUAUCCAAUUUUGCCGGCGUUUUACUAUGUUUCCUCAUUCCAUAUUUUGCAAAAUUGGGGUCCACGGAACUGAUGGCGUUACGGCUAAUUCAAGGCAUAUUGUGUGGAUUUGCGUGGCCUUCUAUGCAUGAUAUGACUGCUAGAUGGAUACCCCCAAAUGAACGCAGCAAAUUUGUUACUUCAUAUUUAGGUAGUUCGGUGGGCGCAGCAAUUACAUACCCAAUAUGCGGCUUUAUUAUUCAUAAAUGGGGUUGGGAGUAUGUAUUUUAUGCAAGCAGUGCUUUUGGUACCGUGUGGUUCAUCGCGUGGUGGUCUUUGGUUCAUGACAGUCCUAGUCAGCACCCCAGAAUUUCGGAGCACGAGAAAAACUACAUUCUAAAAAGUUUAGGACAGAGCGUGGCCAAGAAAAGGGCUCCAGUCCCAUGGGCACAAAUAUUUCGAAACCGCACAGUUUGGAUGAACAUUUUGGCGCAAUGGGGCGGCCUAUGGGGGCUUUUCACUCUCAUGACACAAGCUCCGACCUAUUUUAAGUUUAUACAUGGCUGGAAUAUUAGAGCAACUGGUGUUUUAUCUGGACUUCCUCAUAUGUUGAGGAUGUUAUUUGCCUACAUCUUUUCCCAAAUUGGAGAUUACCUAAUGAGCACCAAUAAAAUGAGCAGGACCAAUGUUAGGAAGCUCGCCACAGCAAUUUGUUGUAUCGGUCAAGGAAUGUUUAUGCUCGCAUUGGCCUAUUCUGGAUGUAAUUCCAUGAUGGCCAUUAUAUCGUUAACAUUGGCAGUAGGAAUGCAUGGAUCCGUUUCAACAGGUCCACUAGCUAGUGUAGUGGACAUAAGCCCUAAUUAUGCAGCUGUUCUAUUGGGUUUGCUAAAUACUGCCGGAGCUAUUGGAGGAUUCCUGACACCUGCAGUUGUUGGAUAUCUUACCUAUCAAAAUCAAACAACUACUCAAUGGCAAAAGGUGUUCUGGAUUUCCACUCUGUGGCUCUUUUUUACUGGAAUACUUUAUGUGAUAUUUGCAAAAUCUGAGAUACAACCAUGGAAUUCCCCUGAGAAGAAGAAGCAACCCGAAGAAGAGAUGAUGGUGUUAAAAUCUCAGAAGGAUAUUGAAGAAAAUAAUAAGCACAAAGUAAUAGUAUAGUGUUGAAUGUUCCUAUUAGUAUUUAGAAUCCUAAAUAAAUUUUGUAAAUCUUAA